AUGUCACGAGUAGCCGGCCGCACCGACUGGGCGGAAGAAGAUGACGAGGACAACAUCACCUCUCUCCCACCACCCCAGGCCACCAAGAACAAGGACGGCACCGAAACCAUAGUCUCGUACCGCAUCGGCGAGGACGGCAAAAAGUACAAGACGACACGCCGCAUCAAGAAGACGGUCGUCAAGCAAAUCGUCAACCCCCGCGUCGCAGAGCGCAAACAAUGGGCAAAAUUCGGCCAGGAAAAGGGCAAGCCGGCUGGCCCCCAAACCGACACCGUCUCGGUCGCAGAAAACAUCAGCUUCCGCCCCGUCAGCAACUGGAAGGCGAGCAACGAAGACAAGGGCGACGAGGCGAAGAAGAAGGCUGAGCUGAAGAAUGCAAAGAUCAAGUGUCGUAUUUGCCAGGGUGACCAUUUCACCACAAAGUGUCCCUUCAAAGACACCAUGGCUCCCGAGGGCGACGUUGCGCCAGCAGAUAUGCCAGACGAUGCGCCGGGCAUGGCCGCCGGCGGCCUUGGUUCCGGCGGUGGUGGCUACGUUCCUCCCCACUUGCGUGGACGUGGUGGUGCUGGCGAGAAGAUGGGCGGCAAGUUUGAUCGCGACGACAGUGCUACGCUACGCGUGACGAAUGUUAGCGAGUUUGCAGAAGAGCAGGAUCUCCGCGACAUGUUCUCAAGGUAUGGACAUGUUACGCGCGUGUUCUUGGCCAAGGACAGGGAGACGGGACGAGCAAAGGGCUUUGCGUUUGUCAGUUAUGCGGAUCGGACGGAUGCGGCCAAGGCGUGCGAGAAGAUGGAUGGAUUCGGUUUUGGCCAUCUCAUUCUGCGCGUCGAGUUUGCUAAGAAGGCUUAA
Messenger RNA from Plenodomus lingam JN3, 849 nucleotides. It is a transcript of the gene TIF35, whose product is annotated as translation initiation factor eIF3 subunit g. Gene Ontology annotation, molecular function: RNA binding; translation initiation factor activity. Lineage: Eukaryota; Fungi; Ascomycota; Dothideomycetes; Pleosporales; Leptosphaeriaceae. The record is from RefSeq and is a predicted model, not a curated record. Gene Ontology annotation, cellular component: eukaryotic translation initiation factor 3 complex; cytoplasm.